AUGGAUAUUUCCCGUAGCGAUUCAUAUGAGAUUAUUUUUACUAUUUGGGCAUUAAUAACGCCAGUAUUAGGUAUAGUGAAUACGGUUUACCAAUCCUUUACCAAGUGCUGCUGUUAUAAUAAUGCUACGACGACUACGUACGCAUACGAAAGUCAUGUAGAUAGAUUUGGACCGUAUAUGGGUGGCAUGCAUAUAGUUGGACCGGAUAGCAGUGAAACUCAUGAUACUGAACCUGGUUUUCCCUGUAACAUAUUAAAUUUAAUAACCACUGGAAUUUCAGGGUGUGAUGAUUCUGUCCUCGCCAUUAUCAUGAGUGAUUUUGAAUUUUUCUCUGAAGCUAUGAAUCAUGAGGAAUUAAAUAAUGCAAGUGAUAUCUUAAAGACAUUGAAGAUAUUGGUUCAUGUGAUUAGGAAUAAGAAACACAAGAUUACUAUCUUAGUUCGAAUAAUAAAAGGCAUUCUUGGAUGUUUGGCUAUUCCCGCAUUGAUCACAAGUUUCAAGGAAGGUCUCAAUGAUAAGGCGAUAAUGGUGAGAGUUUUUACCUUCGGUGCACCAAUACUUCAAGAGUUUGGCGUCAAUGUAUUGACAUUACUUAUGUACACGAUUAUGAUUCUGAUGCUCUCCUUUCAAACAACUCGAAUGAUCGCAAAGUAUGUACAUAGGUUCUUUUUAAUGCUUUGUAUUUUUUGGGGAUUAGGUACAGCUUGCUUGUGCUAUGUUUAUAUCGCCAAGUUGGAAGGCAAAAUAGAAAAGGUUUUUUUAUCAGCGAUAAUUGCGAUUCGCACGUUUGGCCCAGUAGAAAUAAAUUGCUGUAGUUUAGACAUAGGUUCUGCAUUUUGUGCUGUAAUUCACAUAUGGUUUGCAAUACAGAGUAUAAUUUGGGAAAUAAGAGAAUUAAAUGUAUUGGAACCUGGGGUUCCAUUGUGGAAAUAUUAA
Molecule: messenger RNA, 936 nt
Organism: Acaulospora morrowiae
Lineage: Eukaryota; Fungi; Glomeromycota; Glomeromycetes; Diversisporales; Acaulosporaceae
Source: the annotation of a GenBank genome assembly